Plasmopara halstedii is the source of this 207-nucleotide messenger RNA. RefSeq lists its product as uncharacterized. The record is from RefSeq and is a predicted model, not a curated record. Bases 1 to 207 code for a protein of 68 amino acids. The transcript has 2 exons. NCBI's taxonomy places the organism in Eukaryota, Oomycota, Peronosporomycetes, Peronosporales, Peronosporaceae.
AUGAUCCUUAAGGAUGCAUACAAGACGUGCCAAGGCGGCGAGAGCAUCGAGCUGCUUUUUCAGUACCGGAUGAGUGGCUCUUUAAUGUUAAAGAAAAACUGUGAUGUGGCUCGAAUAGACCCGCCAGAAGUGGUGCGGGUAUUCGCAUACAAUUAUGCUGCGUUUCACGUCGUUGGCCCUAUAAACGAAAGUAGGGCGGUGUUAUAA